GCGUCUCAGUGCAUUGUUCUGUACUCCUGUGCCAAGAAGUAGGUGAACUGGGGAAAGUGAGCUGAGCUGUUGCCCCUUUCAGGAAGUUUGCUCCCUCGCUUCGCGUUUGCACUGGGAGGCAGAUCGCUGCCUGGCGCUGGCCCUGGUGUCCCGCUCCUGCUUAAUAUUCUGCCUGCUUCGCUGCUGUUGUGCUUGGCUCCUGUGGGACUGCAACUCACGGCUUGAAACGGGAGCCAAUUUUCUGUCUUCAUCUCACAGUGUUUUGACUGGAGGCAGAUCCAGUUCAGUCCGAUCGGGGCUAGUGGAAACAACUACCUAAGUCUCUUCUGUGUCUUUCGCUUGGGAGCAGAAAACAAACCCACCACACACACACACACACACACGCACGCACACCACACACACACACACAACACACACACGCGCGCCCGCGCGCGAUGUGGCUGCCGAGGCCGGGCUGCUGAGAAGGAGAGCAUGGGAAGCGAAUUGAACUGAUUUGUUACAUACAAUCUGUCUCGGGCGCUCAGCAAUGACUCUGGUGCUGUCCAUGCAGAGAUUCUGCGAGCCCAUUGUCUCGGGAGGAGCGGCCGAGAUCGCAGAGUACCAGACCCUGUGGGGGUCGCACUGUGGCAGCAAGACUAGCCCCUCGGAUCCUCAGCAGCAGGGAGACAGGGCACCAUGUCAUUCUCUGGCAGGAUCACAUUACAGGGGAAUUUCAAAUCCUAUAACAACAUCCAAGAUCACAUACUUUAAAAGGAAAUAUGUGGAAGAAGAGGAUUUUCAUCCACCACUCAGCAGCUGUACGCAUAAAACAGUUUCUGUUUUUGAGGAGCGGGCACACAUUCUUUACAUGUCUUUGGAAAAACUGAAAUUUAUCGAUGAUCCCGAAGUCUACCUACGGAGAUCCGUCCUCAUAAACAAUUUAAUGAAGAGAAUCCAUGGAGAAAUUGUCAUGCAAAACAAUUGGUGCUUCUCUGCUUGCUCUUUUGGUGGUCCCUCAUCGCAAGAGUGGUUUAUGGCUCAAGACUGUCCUUAUAGAAAACGUCUUCGGAUGGCAAAAGAGGAGUGUGAAAAGUUCCAUACUUGCUGCUUUUAUCAAGAAUGUGGCAGUCACUAUUUAAAUUUACCCUUCUCUGUUAAUACUAAUGGGGAGACUUCUUCUUCCUCUUCUUCCUCCUCCUCCUCUUCCUCCUCCUCCCCUAUAUCUUUGCCAAGUUGUUCCCACCAGGUGGAUUAUGGCAUCGGCAGCACCCCUGUUUACAGGCGUGACGACCAGGUUCUUGCUAACGAAAUAUUCAUUACUAAUGCCGAGUCUCAUGGUAAUCAGGAAAAGGCAAAAUUAAAUGAUGAGAAAGGAGGUAACAAAACUGAUCAAGAUGGUAUCACUCUAAACUGUGAACCUAUGAAAGGCGACCUUGCUCUUGAAUGUAAAGGCAAAUUUUAUGAUUAUUUUGAGACUGGAUGUAAUGACAAAAAGAGCAACAUAAAUGAAUCUUGGAAAAAGUCCUUAAGGGGAAAGGAAUCUUUGCCAAGUAAUAAAAUGUGCUGCAGCAAAGGAAGUAAAAUAUGAGCCACCUCUUUGGCUGUAACUCUGGAGCAUGCACAGCAUGUUAUCUAUCAAAAUUGUAUUUUGAAUGGAUUCUUUAUAGUUUUGUACAACGGGUACAAUCAUGCCACAGACAUUGCAGAUAGUUUUAAAUGACUGGAGAGCAGAUUGCAUAAAGCAUCUGUAUGAUCUGCAUCAGUGAGCUAGUUAUAAAGAUGGAGACUUCAUAAAGAGCACAGUUGAAUUACUGCUUACAACUAUCGUUUAGCUUUUUGUUACUGAAAAUACCAAUAAACCAGAUGGGGAAAACAUACCCUUUUAUAUAUGCCCUCCCACAUGGAGUCUGCCAUUAAUUAAGAGGAACCUCCAUUAUGCUUACCAAUUAGUUAGAUGUUUGGUAAACAGAUUGAUAUUACCAGCAAGGGUGCUCUGCUUCUUGUAACACAAUAUUUGUUGUGACAAAAGACUGGAUACUAUGGACUGGGAUUAAACAGUUUCUACACUCUCAUACUGACACUGUUAAAUUCAUGUAUUUAACAGGUUUGUACAACUGACAAAGAUAGGGUGCAUUGUAAGGAAAUACCUAUUUAUGGGAUCUUAAGCAGAAAUACCACCUACAGCUCAAUCACUUGCACAUUUUCAGCUCAGCUGUAAUAAUUAAUGAGGCUUAUGGUGGUUUGUUAUUAUCUAGGGCAGGUUUUUUUGGUGCCUUACUUUUUAUCUUAAUUUUUGCCAGCGUGAAAAUUAAGUAUAAAAUCUGAGCUACAGCAGGGAUUUAUUAACCUAAGCAGAGAAAAACAGGAUGGAUCAAUAGUAUUAGAAACCUGUAAUCUUUGAAAUACUGAGUUCAACUUCUUAUUCAACCAUCGCUAUUCUUCCUUUUUGAUGCUCGAUUGCUUUUUGAUUUGCUAUCCUUAGGAAGGGAUUUAAGAAACAAUAGAGAGACGUGUCUUGUAAACAAGCACUAGAUGCUUGAGCAUUUCUAUGGCAACUGUCUGUUGCUGAGGAUCCUUUUUUUUUUAAUUCUUCCAUAUAAUGAAGUUCAUGAACCAAUGGCAUGCUUUAUACUUUAUUCUGUUUCGCAUAAUUUCUCUCUUUUAGACUGCAAAAGCAUGUGGGGGUUUUAUAUAACUUUUGCUGUUGAUUUAAAACAAAACAAAAAGCACAAUGUUAAUCAAUAACGUGGCGAUAUGAUUUGAUCUUAAAUAAAUGUUUUAAUUUUAAAAAAGAUGAUUUUGGAGAAACAGGGCUUGAACUUUCAAUGAUUAAUGACAAAAAAUUUGGACAUACUUAGGUACAUCAUUUUAAAAUGCACAUUUUAAAAAACAUACACAUUGUAUUUUUCAGGGGGUUAUUAAGAAUAUGUUGGGUCCUGGAUCCAUCUAAUUUUUGGGUUCCACACCCACCUGAACAACUGUGGAUGUGCUGUGCAUACCAGCCAAAUCCAAACCAUAGAUGACAUCUUAUUGCUACCUGUUCCUGACUGGGACAUUGUGAAUCCAAACAAUAGCGCUUUCUCGUUGGUUCUUGCCUUAGGAACAAUUAGCUGUGCUCAUGCUGUCCAUUGUUCACUAAGGGUGAAAUUCAUCUCUGUGAACGGAAGCAGCCCAGUUCCAAAUUGGGUGUAAAUGGGAUUUAAGGAGUGCCCAGACCUGUGAUGGCCUCUGCACAGGGAUAAAUUUCACUUUAAGUGUACAGACCAGCACUCUUUUAAGUCAUUGACAUAUCUAUGGAGUUUAUUAGUGCAGAAUCAGAUUCUGAUUCACUGCUGCAUUGGGUUCCUCUUAGAAUGUAGGCCAUGGAUUCCAAAGAGUCUCUCUUAAUCCUCCUCUGCCGUUAUUUUUCAUUAUGGCAGGUAAUAUGUGUACCCCAUAGUCAAGAUUACAAAUUGGGCAUCUUUCAUCAAUACCUCCACUGGUCAUUCUUGGAAGCUCACCAACUGCUUUAGAUAUGUAGUUAAAUAAAGUUACCUCAAUAUUUGCAGUAUUUCCUACAGGAAGCAUAUUGAAUUCCUAGGGAAUUUUUAAAAAAAACUGAGAUAACCAUUAUUUAGUGAUCUAAGACAAAACUGCCAUGUUUGUAAGGGUUAUCACUGUAACAGGAAUCGAACAACAAAUAGAGAAAAUAUGGAUUAAGCCUGAUUUCUCCAAGACGGAAGCUUUUUUAUUAUUAAUAAUAAUAUAAAAUAUAGAUCUCAUUCAUACAGUGUAUGAGUAGGAUCAUCAUUUAAACGUUUGUCCACAAGGACCAAUUAUUUAAAAGCUGAUUUUCUUGUAUUAUACCCAGUUAGUCUAGUAAUAUCUGCUCUUUUUUUCAGUAUUUGAUAAACAUUUGAUGUUUUAAGCAUAGAUAUUAGAUUCUUGUAUGCUAACGUGUUGUUGUAGUAAAGUGAGGUUUCCUUGGUAUAUAUUUAUUAAAAUGACCAAAAUUCAUUUUGAUUUUA
This is a messenger RNA of Caretta caretta (loggerhead turtle), 3986 nucleotides long. It is a transcript of the gene SERTAD4, whose product is annotated as SERTA domain containing 4. Lineage: Eukaryota; Metazoa; Chordata; Testudines; Cheloniidae. The record is from RefSeq and is a predicted model, not a curated record. Gene Ontology annotation, cellular component: nucleus.